GGAGAAAGCAGCGGCGGCGGUUUGAAUGCACUACUCUCGCAGCGGCCAAUCUGUCUUGUGCCUCCGUCCGAAUAACAACGGAAAUUAUAUUUCUUUUCCGUUCUCCACUGCUCGCUGCAUCCUCUCAAGAUGCGAGCGGCGCCGCACUCAGAGCCUCGACCCGACGGCAACAGGAUGGAGUCUCAGGGUGCCCGGCUGCUGCUCGACGUGUUCCUCUUCAUCGCCACCUCCCUCUACUACAUUCUGGAGGCGUGCUUUCUCACCCUGGUGCCGUUCAGGUUUCGCUGCGACCCCGACAGACUCAGGGGGCAGAUUGCCCUGGUCACCGGCGGUGCCGGAGGCGUCGGCAGGUACCUGUGCGUCAAACUGGCUCAGAGAGGCACCACGGUGGUCAUCUGGGACGUCAAUGCUGAGGGUAUCAAGGAAACUGUAAAGGCGGUGCAAGCUGCGGGUGGAAAAGCAGUUGGCUACGUUUGCGACCUCUCGAGCCGCGCUUCCAUCUACCAGACGGCUGAGCAGGUCAGACGUGAAGUUGGAAAGGUGGACAUUGUGGUCAACAAUGCUGCCAUGAUCAACUGCAAAUUGAUGCUAGACAUCGAGGAUGACAAAAUCGCAAAAACUUUCGAUGUCAACAUUCUUGCUCACUUUUGGAUGGCUAAGGCGUUUCUUCCCGAAAUGAUUAGCACGCAAAGAGGACACAUUGUAACCGUGGCCAGCAUCACAGGCAUCCUUGGCACUCACAUGUGCUCCGACUAUAGUGCCACAAAGUUCGCCGCCUGCGGAUUCCACGAAGUGCUCUACACGGAGCUACAGGUGGAAAAGAAAACAGGUGUCGAUUGCACGUUAGUCUGCCCGUAUCACAUCAACACACCCAUGUUCCAAGGAGUCAAACCCAGGUUUAGACCUUGUUUGGAGCCAGAUUACGUGGCUGAGCAGAUCGUGCUUGCCAUUCUCAAGAAAGAGAACUUUGUCAUCUUGCCAAAUAUGCUCAGAUGGUUCUUCCCAGUCAAAUUUUUCCUGCCGGCAAAAAUGUGCUGGUCGUUAAUGUACAAUGUGCUGCAAACGCCGCAGUCGAUGAUGAAAUUCAAAGGAAAUGAGGAAAAGGUGGAAUAAAGAGCAUUUUUUAAGCAAUUGUAUUUUUAAGUUAUUAACUAUUACUGAACUGUACAUUAUGGUAUUGCCAAAAAUAAAACUGUUUAAAAUCUUAUUAUUUU
This is a messenger RNA of Neocloeon triangulifer, 1214 nucleotides long. Its product is annotated as epidermal retinol dehydrogenase 2. Gene Ontology annotation, molecular function: oxidoreductase activity, acting on the CH-OH group of donors, NAD or NADP as acceptor. The coding region runs from base 130 to 1113 and encodes 327 amino acids. The record is from RefSeq and is a predicted model, not a curated record. The transcript is spliced from 8 exons. NCBI's taxonomy places the organism in Eukaryota, Metazoa, Arthropoda, Insecta, Ephemeroptera, Baetidae. Gene Ontology annotation, cellular component: lipid droplet.